Mya arenaria is the source of this 3305-nucleotide messenger RNA. RefSeq lists its product as uncharacterized. Gene Ontology annotation, biological process: negative regulation of apoptotic process; positive regulation of protein ubiquitination; regulation of cell cycle. The transcript has 7 exons. The coding region runs from base 228 to 2618 and encodes 796 amino acids. Gene Ontology annotation, molecular function: ubiquitin protein ligase activity; cysteine-type endopeptidase inhibitor activity involved in apoptotic process. The record is from RefSeq and is a predicted model, not a curated record. Gene Ontology annotation, cellular component: cytoplasm; nucleus. Lineage: Eukaryota; Metazoa; Mollusca; Bivalvia; Myida; Myidae.
UUCGAGCUAUUGAAAUUCAUGUAACAGUCCAAUGACUCUAUUGUUUCCUAAGUAACGUGUGUAUAUUACAACGGUUUAAUUUUGUUUGUACCGGAGGAUUAGGUUGGAAAAAACAGAAUAUCUAUAAUUCCGGGCUUAAACUUGAUCUAAGAACAAAAAGGACGAAACAUCAUUUUGAAGAUUUAAAGGACAGGGAGUGUUUAGACGUUCAAAAGUUUGACGUUGUCAUGAAAGCAGUGAGGGGAUCACUUCUGAUAAAAAUGCUGAAGGAAAGUAACUUACUUCGUGAUUGUGGAUUCGGGAAACUCGUGUUCUUCCUUUUAAGGAUGUUUGUAGAUUAUGAUGCCUUUUUCCCGCUCAAACCAAUGGAUCUAAAUUGCAAAGCAUCACAGGCACAAGAGAUAGUGUCCAUUGAUUUGAAAAAGGAACUUAUAUCGGUUUUUAAAAACGCUUUAAAACAAACUAAGCGUGCAUUAGAUUUAUACACUGACUGUUCGAGCAUAGUAAAAUAUUUUAAAGAGGCUUUUUUGGAAUAUCUAAGAAAUCUCAGUAUUUCUCGAUUUAAAUUUAAUAGUGUUUUUCCAAAAAGAAACUAUUUGAGUGACACCCAAAUUAGGUUGACAAAUGGUACUUCUGGAUCGUGUCAGAAUCAUUGGAUAUCAUUGAGAAAUGGAAAUAACACUUUCGUCUCAUCGUUCAAACAACUACAUUGUUCGCCAGUCAUUAAUAGAAUUUCAACAACAACACCAAUGGUAUGUGUAGUGUUACCAUACUACGGGACUUUCCAUCAAUCUUAUACUCAUAUAGUUAUGGUCAUAUCCGAAAUUAACCUAUUGUGUAUAUGUGCAAGUAACAUUCAAAAUAAUUUGAAAAUGUGUGCGUAUUUCGUUUUAUUAUGCCACCAUAUAUUAACAUUUUGUCUAAUUCAAUGUUCAUGGGUAUUGAUGACAUCGUACGUAAAAAGCACUUUGAGAAACAAUGAUAUAUCGACAUAUUCAGUGUCAUGUCUGCGGGAGAAGAUAUGGCUACCACUUGACCAAAUUCAUUAUCAUCGGACGUACACAAUCUUUCCAGCAUUUGCACCCAUGAUGUCAAUAGUUGACAGACUCGCAAAAAAGGAAAAGGUCCAUCCCAAAGAGAGUAUGAGAUACGAAAUGAUGCGAUUUUGUACUUUGCGCUCCUACCCAGCCGAGGGAAAACCGUCUGUACUUAAAUUUGCAAAAGCAGGUUUCUACUAUGCUUCGAACAAGGAUGAAGUUAUAUGUUAUUGUUGCGCUAAGCGCAUUUCGAACUGGAAACCUGACGAUGACCCAUAUCAGGCUCACAAAAGAAUUACACCAAAUUGCAGCUUUAUUGUGAACAAUGGAGAUGUAAACGUCCCAGUUUCAAACGUAACAGUCACUAAUGCAAACGAUGUUCUUCAGAAGAUCAUCACCGACCUAGAUGAUAAUAACACUGUUUGGAGAUUCGAUUCUGAAAACUCUGAUAGUGACAGUGAAAACGAUAUUGCAAGUGAUGAUGAUGAAAGAAACGAAGACCAAAACAAUAGGAUUCCGUUAGUUACUGAGAACCACAUGAAAGAAACACAAUUUGUUCCAAAACAGAACUACAAUGUAAUAGAUACUGUAACUCGGGCUAAGGACAGUGGUUUUGUCAGUCUACCUAUAGAACCUACAAAUACAUCUGUUAGUCUAGAGGAGGAUUGCUUCCGGCCGAAACCGCAGGGUGGAUUUGCAUCAAUGGCUCCAAUAUCAGAGAAUAGAACAAUAGAUCCAACUUUUCAAACUGGAAUGGUUUUGCCACUAAAUGACUUGAGUACUCACAUUAAAACCAUCCACACGAUUGCCUAUCAACCAACACAAAACGACCCACCACGACAGAGAAAAUCAAAUAGGAUAUCACGGAGAAGAACACGACGCCAACGCCAAUCGCCAGCCCCAUCGGAUCCCCCCGGAAUAGACAUACGGACAGAAAGAGCUGGCGAAACUUCUGCUGCGUAUCAGCAAAGUUCUGUUCCUGAACGAAAACCCACAAACAAAACUGCGCAAUAUCUGAAAAUUCCAAAGUAUCCCAAAUUUUCGACACUUUCUUCAAGAAUAUCGAGUUUCAACCAGUGCCCAGAAAUCCAUGUCAUGCCAAGAACCCUAGCAGAAGCCGGGUUUUUUUACGCCGGGAUAGGUGAUUGUACCAGAUGUUUUUGUUGCGGCAUAGGUCUACGGCAUUGGACACGCGAAGACGAUCCAUGGACCGAGCAUGCGCGAUUUUCAUUGGAAUGUGAUCACGUGCAAAUAAACAAAGGUCAAGAGUUUAUUAACUUGGUUAAACUGACGCUAGACCUGACAGAAGAAAAGGAUGGAUGUUUGCAAGCCCAAGCACCAGAGACUCCAGUAGAAACGCAAGAAAAAUCAGAUGAACAUCGACAGAAGCGGCGAUUGAAGAAUGAAAAUAAGGCUCUCAAAGAAAGCACCAUGUGCUCUUCCUGUAGAAAAAAUGAAGUCUGUAUUGUAUUCCUGCCUUGUGGACAUUUAAUUUCUUGCGAACUAUGUGGGAAUACUGUAAGGACAUGCAUUUCAUGCGGACAAAGAGUUCGCGGUACGGUGCGUACUUAUCGUGCUUAAAGGGGCUGGCUAGAAUGUCGGGUAAAUAUGCCCUAUGUGGGGCAUUGUGUUAAUGCUUUAGAAAAAGUUCAAUUUGAUAGUACAAGGAAAACUCCAGGGACAAGCCUAGUAGUUAAAAUAUCAAAAAUAGUCAUAUAAUUCAGGAUCGCCUUUUUGUUUGGAAGUAGAGGUUUAUUUUGAAAUUUCACAUUUUGACCCUGGUUUAAAAUAAAUAUGAUACUAUAUUUAUUGUAUUGUAUUUAAAUAUUUCACUUGCCUAGCAUACUCAGUUAUAUUCACUUAUUACAAAUGACAGAAACUGUAUUACCACAUUACUAUUAAUCAUAUCAUUCGAGUUUUCAUUCCUUAGUAUGUGCCGUUGUUUUUUUAGAAAUGAAAGAAUUUUUUAAAAAUUCACUAGAUUUUAAAUUGUAUAAACAAAACGAAACAUGCAUGUUUAUUAUAUUGUUUAUCAUAUAAUAUUAUAAACAAUGUAUUGAAAUAUUUAUUUGUUUGAUUUUGUAUACUUUUGUGCAUUCUAUUUUAAAUAACACGUUUUGUUCAUGAGUUAUAUUGACCUCAAUUAACAAAUAGUUUGUAUAUACAUGUAUAUAUAAUUCUAUUGCAAUUCAAUAAUAAUAGGAUUUAUGUAUAUCUCGUAGACAAACUACUGGAUUUUUAUUAAAAUACUCAUUUUCUCGAAAGCCA